UAUGAUCCAACGUCGCAGUGAUGUGUUUAAGUGCCUUCUUGAAUAAGUCGGAAUUUUCAGGUUCACAGUCCCGUACCCGAGUACGCGGAAACAAAUCUCCGAGAAUACGUUUGUUCUUUGUAGAAGUAACAUGACAAGAUUUAACACAUAUAAAAACACUCUCUCAAAAUACUCUAAAUACCCUUCUACUCUAGUUAGUAUCUGCAUUAAAAUUACUUGACAGCAAAAUGAAAAUAAACAAAAAUGAAAUGUCACCGUAUACAUGGUACCGUGAAAGAGUCUUGAGCCACUUCUCAGUUUUCUGGUUAAAUAUUUCUGCUUGAGAAAUGGGAAAAAUAUUGACUUACUGACAGCUCUAAAGAGAUCGAAAGUCAAUAUUUGGCGUGACCAACAGGGCCUGAAUUCUCUUUGCUGGGUGGAGACUUCUGAGGAGACCAGUAUGUCUUACUCACACUUCCCUGUGAGCACAGACAGGUCCAGAGGACGAGAGACCAACACUGACAGAACUCAAAGCAGCCGCUCAUUCAGGAACAAAAGGUUGGAAGAGGCUCUGUCUGACUACAUCUGGGCACAGAAACAUAUGCGAGAGAACGUAGUGAUCGACUACAAACAGCUGGGACUGAGAUUUAAACUGUACAGCUGGCAGGUGUUAUACAAUGCAGCAGCUGUGUAUUGUCAGAUGGGCCAGUGGGAGCAGGCCAGGGACGUCCUGCUGUCAGCCUCCCAGGAGAAAGGACCAGGACGAGGGGGGAGCAUGGAGGCAGCUUUGGAGAGCAUCAGGAGUAAGCAGGCCCUGGAUCCUCUCCUGGUACCUGAGGGUGUGGUGUUUCGUCCCAGGAAACAGGAUGUGGAGCAGCUGCAGCAAAGAGACUUCUUGGGAAAAGCAACGGUGAUUUCCUCCAUGAUACCCAAUGAUGAUUUUGGAGGCUUUGAGCCUUUGAGGCAGCAGAAACCUGGCUUCUAUGAGCCGAAUGUGGAUGGAGCUCAGGAUUCUCGAUACAUGCAAGUGCGUGUCCCUUACAUGGCACGAGGACCAGGACAGCUGACGGUGCCUGGAGGUGCGACGGUGUUUUUAUUUGGAGAGGAGAACAGAGAUGGGAUGGCCACUGUCAUAUAUGAUGGACAGAGAGGACUUCUGCCAGCAUCCCUUCUUGAACCAGCAGAUGUCAAGACGUCCAAAGGCAAAAAGGACACUAGAAUUUCCAGUGGGAUUCCCCUCCCACCAGGACUCAAGCCACCCACUCGCCCACAGUCUCAGCAUAGUCCUGCAGCUCCUCCUCAGGGACAUCUUACCUCAGACACACCUCCUCCAUCUUACAUUACUGCCACCCACUCUGAGACUCCCAAAUGCACAGCCAAAGCACGAGAGCAGCAUGCCAGCUCAGCUCAGAGAGCAGAGGCAGACUCUGUGGUGGUGAAGGUUCACUACAUUUACACUGUGGCUCUGUCUGUCCCUCUGGACACGACAUACAGUGAACUUAAGGAACGAGUCGCAGAGAAAUUGGACCAGCCGGCAUCUCAUCUGCGCCUCAGACGUAAGCACCACGGCUCCUGCGUGCUGACACCUCUGGACGGGGAAAUCGAGUCAGCUCACACUGUGCAACAGUUGGCUGAGGCCGGCAGAGCUACCCUGUGGUGCCAGAAAGAAGAUCCCCUGGCCGGCCGUACUAUCCUCUACCAGAUGGUGGCCCUUUAUGAUUAUGAUGCUCAGGGGCCCGAAGACCUGGAGUUCAGUGAAGGUGACACUAUUGACAUCCUCGGUGAAGUUAACCAGGAGUGGCUGGAGGGACACUAUGCAGGAAGUAUUGGGAUUUUCCCCAGCUGCUUCGCCUACAGGGAGAAUAACAAUAUCACUACGAGCUCAGAGAUUUUGUAAUCAAAAGUUCAUUGUUGCAUUAAUUCUUUAAAGCACCUAUUAUUCUAUGAAUUGUAACAGUUUUACAGGCUUGGAACAAGCAAACAGGCACGAGGCUGUUAAGUGCACCAAGUGCUAUCUUCACUAUGCUUUGAAGAUCUUUUUAACAGAAACUUUUGUUUAAGAACAUUAUACAUGAAACAAUCAUAUUGGUGUAUCCAUCAUUACCAUAUAAUCUUUAUUGCAUGUUUGAUAAAUAAUCCUUUGUAUAAUAUUAUUAACGUAUAUACUCUCAAGUGUGAUAUCAGACACUUCCUGGUUCAUGAGCUUCUGUUCCCGAGUCAGUCACGUCUCAGUGUGAAGCCUGUGUCUCCGAGUCUGUCUUUGCAUAUGUGUUGUGUUUCCUGUCCUAUGUCCGUGUAUCCUGCUUUGCUUCCUUUGUCUCGUUAUGUUGGACUAGCCCCAGCUGUGGCUCCUUCCUGUUUCCCAUUACCUUCGCCCUUCGUGUUUGUCUCUGUUAGUUGUCGUGUCGUACCCUCGCAAUGCUGUGGUUCGUCCUCUGUGCUCCAAGUAACUCUAAUUCUCAGGUCCUGGUUUAUUUUCUAGUGUUGUAGUGAGUUUUCUGUUUCUAGUUUUGUUUUAUACUGAUAAUAGUGACUUCAGCAAUAAAGCUGCUGCUUUCAGUUAAA
Haplochromis burtoni (Burton's mouthbrooder) is the source of this 2544-nucleotide messenger RNA. It is a transcript of the gene noxa1, whose product is annotated as NADPH oxidase activator 1. Gene Ontology annotation, biological process: superoxide anion generation. Gene Ontology annotation, molecular function: superoxide-generating NADPH oxidase activator activity; protein binding. The record is from RefSeq and is a predicted model, not a curated record. Lineage: Eukaryota; Metazoa; Chordata; Actinopteri; Cichliformes; Cichlidae.